GUAACUUGGGAGAUCGGGCAUGUCUUAGCUGUACGUCCCUGAGGCUGGCAAACAAAAUGACUGUACACUUUAAAUAUUGCACUAGUGUCCCUCCUGUUUACGCCUACUCCAAAAAAACUCACUAUUGUUGUUGGACUAAAGGAUCUGAGCAAAUACACUUCACUCUUACGAGCUCUUCUGGCUCAUGGACGCCACUAGCAGCCAUGGGUCUUUUAGGUCCCCAGUAUCUUCCAGUUAGGUGGUGGCAUUCUUCACGUCCCCUUCAAGAUGACUCCAUAGUUGAAAAGUCACUGAAGUCCUUAAAGGACAAAAACAAGAAGCUGGAAGAAGGAGGUCCUGUAUAUAGUCCAACAGAAGUGGAAGUUGUAAAAAAAUCCAUUGGGCAGAGGAUUGUGGAUGAACUGAAGCACUAUUACCACGGGUUUCGGUUGCUGUGGAUUGACACAAAAAUAGCGGCGAGGAUGCUCUGGAGAAUCCUGCACGGGAACACUUUGUCUCGUCGGGAGCGGAGACAGUUUCUUCGAAUAUGUGCUGAUCUUUUUCGCCUGGUACCUUUCUUGGUUUUUCUUGUUGUCCCAUUUAUGGAAUUUUUGCUUCCAGUAGCUCUUAAGUUGUUCCCUAAUAUGCUUCCCUCUACAUUUGAGACAAAGUCUAAAAAGGAGGAAAGAUUGAAGAAAGAAUUGAGAGUAAAGCUUGAAUUGGCUAAAUUCCUUCAAGACACCAUUGAGGAGAUGGCCUUAAAAAAUAAAGCAGCCAAGGGAAAUGUUACAAAAGAUUUUUCAACAUUCUUUCAAAAGAUCAGGGAAACUGGUGAAAGACCCAGUAAUGAGGAGAUCUUAAGGUUCUCUAAACUGUUUGAAGAUGAGUUGACACUGGACAAUCUGACCAGGCCUCAGCUGGUGGCACUUUGUAAAUUGUUGGAGCUUCAGUCGAUUGGGACAAAUAACUUUCUCCGCUUCCAGCUGACAAUGAGGUUGAGAAGUAUAAAAGCAGAUGACAAGAUGAUUGCUGAAGAGGGAGUUGAUACCCUGACUGUUAAAGAACUGCAGGCAGCUUGUCGUGCCCGAGGGAUGAGAGCUCUUGGUGUGACAGAGGAGCGUCUCAAGGAGCAGCUUAAACAGUGGUUAGAUCUGCACCUGAACCAGGAAAUUCCUACUUCAUUGCUUAUUUUAUCCAGAGCCAUGUAUCUUCCAGAUACCCUUUCUCCAGCUGAUCAGCUCAAAACAACCCUUCAGACACUACCAGACAGUGCUGCCAAAGAGGCUCAAGUGAAAGUGGCAGAAGUUGAAGGUGAAAAAAUAGAUAACAAAGUGCGGCUGGAAGCAACACUUCAGGAAGAGGAAGCCAUCAGAAAAGAAAAUGAAGAAAAGAAAAUGUCUGAAGCUGCAGAGAAAGCCAAAGAAACCCUUGAGGUUGCAGCCAUGAAAGUGGCGGAACCAGCAGCAGAUCUUGAAGCAACUGUUCUGCAAGCUAAAAAAAGCCAGAUGGCAAUGGAUACUGAACCAGAACUGGCACGGGCAGGUGCAGCAGUGCACUCAGAGGCACUGAUAGAUACAGCACCAGUGCUGGAAGGCAUUAAGGGUGAGGAAAUCACCAAGGAGGAGAUUGAUGUGCUGAGUGAUGCUUGCACCAAGCUGCAGGAACAGAAAAAAUCACUAACAAAGGAAAAGGAGGAGCUUGAAGAAUUGAAGGAUGAUAUCCAGGAGUAUAAUGAGGAUUUGCAAGAGAUAAAGGAGCUUUCUAAAACUGGUGAGGAAGAGGCAGUGGAAGAGUCAAAGGCAAGCAAGCGACUGACCAAGAGAGUGAACCGAAUGAUUGGUCAGAUAGACAAAAUUAUUGUGGAAUUAGAAACAAGUCAAAAGACAGCAGAUGCAAAGCUGGAUGGUGAAGAUACUCCUGCUGGGAAGAAUCUCAUCAGCAUUGCUGAGCUAAUUAAUGCAAUGAAACAAAUUCAGAAGAUUCCAGAGGAGAAGCUAACAAGGAUUGCAGAGGCACUAGAUGAGAACAAGGAUGGCCAAAUUGAUAUAGAUAAUGUUGUUAAGGUUGUAGAAUUGAUUGAUAAAGAAGAUAUUGAUAUUGGCACCAGCCAGGUUGCUGAGAUUAUGUCACUGCUUCAAAAAGAAGAAAAACUGGAGGAAAAAGAGAAAGCAAAGGAAAAGCAUGAUAAGGAAGCUGCAGAAGCAAAGAAUUAAGCUUCAGAAUCUGAAGCCAAUUGCAGUUGUAACCAAAAUAUUGUAUAUCUUUCUGUGUCUAAUGGCUACAUAUUACUUGAGCUUUGUGAUUAUGGGAAGUGUUUUGAGCUGAUUCUGGUAAUAAAUUGUAGAUAUGUUUUCUGACAUAUGGAAUGAAAUUUCCGUUCAUCAAAGAAGUGAUUUAGUGUCGUUCCAUACUGAUGAAAACAGGAUAUGCUUCUUUAGCAGUGCUCCUGCCCACAAAAGAUGUAUUUGCACUCAUUGUUGUGGUACAGUGAUCCAUUAAACUUGGAGGUUUGCUGUAUAAAUUAAGUGUAUCUAUCAUGGAGAAAUGUUGCCCAUUUACUUUCCUCCAUCGUUACGUGGGGCCCGACCUUGCUCUGCUUCUACCUUUUAGCUUUUUCAGAAUUUAAUACAAGCUUUCUGUUCCAUCACAAUAUUACACAUUUUCUAAUCUGCUAGUGAUGAUUUCGUGGCUUCAGUAGUAGCUCUGUAGAUUUGGGGGUUUUUAAGUUAAAUAUCACUAAGCUGUUGCCUCACUGACAGAGAAUGUGGCAUUCUGAUCACUUUUACGAAUUCAUGGUUAUUAUUAUUUUCUGUUGAAGGGAAAAAUCAGAUUUAUUUUUCCCUAGAAUGGAAACUUGGCAUGAAGUUUGCUACUUAUGGGUGCCUUAAAUUUCAUAGGACUAGAGAGUAGAGUAUGUUGCUUCUACUCAAAGCUCCAUGAAUUAUUAAAGCAUUGGAAUCACAGGAGCCUUUAAAAUAGUUUCAGAACACAAUCUGUCACAUGGUAAAGUGAGUUAAAGUGUUUGUCUGGAUAGCAGGAUGAAAAUAAUCAAAAGGGGGAAAUGUCAGUUGUGAUCUUUAUGCAUAUAUUUUUAAUAAUGUAGCUAUCUUUGUGCUUGUUUUUCAUUUGAUAAUUAUUUACACCAUAACUAGUUCUCUUACCUCUCAAUUUUCAUCUCAGGUACAAAGUCAUUAACCAAGUAUAGUCAGAGUACAUAAAUAUGUUCAUCUCAUGGCUUUGCUUACUGUGCAGUCAACAAGUCAUUUCUGGUAUUGCCAGUGCGUGGAUUACAUUAUUGUUUUUCUAAUUGCUUAUAGUCACUGCCUUUAAAUGUGUGACUACAUACUGGUCAAGGUUUUCUCAUUAAUAUUUCUUCUUAGUAGUAAAUUUUAAAGUUUUACAACUAAAAUACUAACUCUGGGGUGUUCCAUAAUUCAUGGUAGCCCAAAUUUUACAUUUUCUUAAAAUCUGUUACGAAAUACAUGUAGUGCAGCUUGAACCAGCAGGGUUGUGGUUUGGGGUUUUGAUUCUGUUUUUAUUUUGCACCCAGUAUUAUAAACCAUUCUUGAUUUUGUGUACAUAGUAGAGAGCACAUCUGACAAUGGCACUGUACAUGAUGAUAUUGAGGUGGGCAGUCAGUACUUAAUGCUUUUAGUCAUAGUAGCAUAUUUUUGUAGAAAAUAUCAACUCCCAAGCAUAUUUCAGCAUAAUUCCAUGUGCAGUAUUUAUCUAGAUUGGCUAAAUUAUUUGUACAAACUUAUUUGAAGUUAGUGGAACAAAAGAAGUUUUGACAGUCUCAUGGCUUGCAUGAUAUGGACCAUUGUAUUUAGUUGUUUCCAAAGCAAUAUGUACAGUGAGAUGUACAGUUCUAGAAAAAGUCAGUGUCUAGUUCAGCUAUUGAGUUUGUAUUCUGUACAGUUGGCAAAGAAAGCUGCUUACAGCAAGACCCUCAUGAGAAUUACUGUAAUUGUCUCUGAAGUGUGAAAUUGCUGUGGUGAAACUGAAGUUUCAAAUCAGUACAAUCUUUAUGGUUCAUGAAUCCCAAAGCAAGGGGUCUGUUAUCUUCCUCAUAAAUUGAGAUUACCUUGGAGAUUUCAGCAUGGAAGUCCCUUUGUAGAUUUUUGAAGAUCUGACUUCACUAGGUGCUUUUUUUUUU
This is a messenger RNA of Ficedula albicollis (Collared flycatcher), 4135 nucleotides long. RefSeq names its product leucine zipper and EF-hand containing transmembrane protein 1 (gene LETM1). NCBI's taxonomy places the organism in Eukaryota, Metazoa, Chordata, Aves, Passeriformes, Muscicapidae. Gene Ontology annotation, cellular component: mitochondrial inner membrane. The transcript is spliced from 13 exons. The coding region runs from base 57 to 2192 and encodes 711 amino acids. Gene Ontology annotation, molecular function: ribosome binding; calcium ion binding. Gene Ontology annotation, biological process: intracellular monoatomic cation homeostasis. The record is from RefSeq and is a predicted model, not a curated record.